Molecule: messenger RNA, 878 nt
Organism: Olea europaea var. sylvestris
Lineage: Eukaryota; Viridiplantae; Streptophyta; Magnoliopsida; Lamiales; Oleaceae
Exons: 1
Coding region: 129-746 (205 amino acids)
Source: RefSeq, a predicted model, not a curated record
AUCAAAAUGCCCAACAAGGGGUCCAUUUUUAUUUCUCCAUGAUCCCUUUUUUUAUGAAAAAUGAAGUCACCCAUUAUGCUUUAGCUUCAUAUAAAUCAGACCCUUAAUGCUAGAUAUUCACAAGUAUCAUGGAAAAUCGAAGGCGAAAAAACAGCUCGGGCGACAAGUUUUCAUUUCCAAUAAUCGCAGUCCGAGAUUCAGAUCCCGAUGAAUUUGAGUUUGGGUGUGUUACAAAACCAGGCUCUCCAAAUUCUGAUCGUUUGUUCUUCAAUGGCAAGCUUUUACCUCAUGUUUUUCCACUUAACCAUCCCGCAAAUAAUUUUUCCUAUUCGCGUUCGACGAGCAGAACGAGCAGCAUUAGCAGCAAGGAUUCUCUAAUGUCAUCGCGCAGUAAUAGCACGAAUAGCAGGAGCAGCAACUGCAGCAGUGCUAGAACAAGUACAAGUGAGACAUCUGAAAGGAAAAUCUUGAGUACUGGAGGAAAAUUUCCAGGAAAAAAACCUGCUUUAAAUCCACAAUACAAAUAUAGUUCUUCUCAAAGAUGGCAAUUUAUCGCGCCCGCACCUGCCUUCAUGCAUCAGGAUUCGAGAUCAAGAUCUAGAUCAGUAAAAGUUGAAUCCAAAUUGUUGAAAUCAAGGAAAAUGGAAAAGGAUACUACUGAUCAUGAAAAAUCAUGGAUUGGCAAGAAAGUUUUGAGAUCAUUUGUUUCAGCAUGUAAAAAGUGCCAUGCCAUAGAAACAUCAUAAACUAUCUUUAUUGUAUUGUUAUCAAUAUACAGUUGGCAUCUACAAUCAUUCGAUAUUCGAAGGAUUGCAAUCACGAUUUGAUGACAAUAACGACGAAAUAAAUGUGGAGUCGACUAUAAAGAUCAUUUUUUA